AUGGGAUUCCAGGUCCUGCCGGGCCACCAGGACCUCCCGGCCCGCCCGCCUCAUCUGGGCCAUGCAGCCAACCCGGACCCCCUGGCCCACCUGGUCCCGAGGGCCCACCCGGAUUCAACGGACUGUGACGACGUCUACAAGGCAGGCCACACCACCAGCGGUGUCAACACCAUCAAGCCAGACGCCACCGGAGCCUCGUUCCGGGUCUACUGUGAGAUGGAAGCCGGGGCCGGCGGCUGGACUGUCCUCCAGAAGCGCUUCGACGGUUCCGUAGAUUUUGCUAAUGACUGGGAAACUUACAAAAAUGGGUUUGGGGACCUCAGUGGCGAGUUUUGGCUCGGAAACGACAAAAUCUAUCAGAUCUCAAACGAGAAGGUAUACCUUCUGCGCAUUGAUCUGGAGAAUUGGUCCUGUGAAACGGUAUAUGCUGAAUAUGAUAGGUUCUAUAUCGAGGAUGAAGCGGCAAAGUACCGUCUGCAUGUUGGUGCCUAUAGCGGCACUGCUGGGGAUGGUGGGUAUGGGUUAAGCUGGCAUGAUGGUCGCAGAUUCUCAACACACGACCAGGAUAACGACGACUGGGGCGCUAACUGCGCAACUGUUUGGGGCGGUCGUGGUGGUUGGUGGUAUAGGUAUUGUGACCGCGCUAGCCUGAACCAGCCGUACAAGCAUGGCGGCGGGGGGGAUUAUACACAUGGUAUAGAAUGGGCAGCGUGGUCAGCUCACCAGUACUCCAUCAAGGCUUCUGUCAUGAAGAUCAGACCUGCUCCUUAG
Molecule: messenger RNA, 771 nt
Organism: Branchiostoma floridae (Florida lancelet)
Lineage: Eukaryota; Metazoa; Chordata; Leptocardii; Amphioxiformes; Branchiostomatidae
Product: angiopoietin-related protein 1-like
Exons: 2
Coding region: 1-771 (256 amino acids)
Source: RefSeq, a predicted model, not a curated record